Messenger RNA from Clarias gariepinus (North African catfish), 345 nucleotides. Its product is annotated as MORC family CW-type zinc finger protein 4-like. The record is from RefSeq and is a predicted model, not a curated record. Bases 13 to 345 code for a protein of 110 amino acids. Gene Ontology annotation, cellular component: nucleus. Gene Ontology annotation, molecular function: zinc ion binding. NCBI's taxonomy places the organism in Eukaryota, Metazoa, Chordata, Actinopteri, Siluriformes, Clariidae. The transcript has 5 exons.
GAUACGGACGCGAUGUGUUUACUGAUGUGUUUACAUGACUUCUUAAUCUUCGACAGACAUCGUUAUAAACCAUCUAACGUAACAAAGGUGGAGACAAGACCAUCAGGCAGGAAACACACAGAUGUCUCAUGGGUGCAGUGUAGCAGGCCUGAAUGUGCUAAAUGGAGACAGCUGAGAGAUGGUGUUGAUCCUUCAGAUUUGCCUGAUGACUGGACCUGCUCAAACAACACAGUUGUUCGGCUCCAAAAGAGAAGAACACCGUGGACAAAGAGGAGAUAUUUUUCUACAGUCAGGUUCCUAGAUCACUGGUUUGGGCUCAGCAAAGUGGCUAUUCAUGGAGUUUAG